AACUACAACCCCCAUAGUCGAGCGAGGACGUUUGGAGAAGGGCAGCGUCGCUGGACGCAUGCGCAGAUGCAGAAGACUUCGCCCGUGUCCUCAACAUCCUAGCUGUGCCAGGUGGGAAGAAAGCCCCCCACCCACGAAGCUGCCUGGUCCUGAGCCUCGAUCCGUCAGGCUGGCGCUGAGAUGACCCUCUUCCACUUUGGGAAUUGCUUUGCCCUGGCCUAUUUCCCCUAUUUCAUCACCUACAAGUGCAGCGGCUUAUCAGAAUAUAAUGCCUUCUGGAGAUGUGUCCAGGCUGGAGCCACCUACCUCUUCGUUCAGCUCUGCAAGAUGCUGUUUUUAGCUACGUUCUUUCCGACUUGGGAGGGUGGCGCAGGUGCUUAUGACUUCGUUGGAGAAUUCAUGAAAGCCACCGUGGACCUGGCAGACUUGGUGGGCUUGCAUCUGGUGAUGUCCCGGAAUGCGGGGAAAGGGGAAUACAAGAUCAUGGUGGCAGCCAUGGGAUGGGCCACCGCAGAGCUCAUUAUGUCCCGCUGCAUCCCACUGUGGGUGGGAGCUCGUGGCAUUGAGUUUGACUGGAAAUACAUCCAGAUGAGUAUUGACUCUAACAUCAGUCUGGUCCACUACAUUGCUACGGCAGCCCUGGUGUGGAUGUUCACACGCUAUGAUUUACCCAAACACUACCGACUGCCCCUCACUUUCCUCCUGGGAGUCAGCGUCUACAAGGCUUUCUUCAUGGAAUCUUUCGUCCACGUCUUUCUCCUGGGCAGCUGGACGGCACUCCUGGUCAAAGCCGUGAUUACCGGCCUCCUUUCCCUCAGCUCCCUGACACUCUUUGUCGCUCUGGUGCAUAGUAACUGAAGCGCGCCCCGUCCUCUUUCCGCCAGGGGGAGCCCUUGCCUGCGCUUCCUGCUAAGGCCCUUCUGCCAAGGCAGCGCACGCGGCCUGAUCCUGUCUGCCGUGGCGUCGGGUUUGACGUGGCCUCUGCUCUCAAGGAACGGGAACAACAAUAACAACAAUAAAAAAGUUUGAAUUUUUUUUUU
Elgaria multicarinata webbii is the source of this 1040-nucleotide messenger RNA. RefSeq names its product transmembrane protein 147 (gene TMEM147). Bases 181 to 858 code for a protein of 225 amino acids. Lineage: Eukaryota; Metazoa; Chordata; Lepidosauria; Squamata; Anguidae. The record is from RefSeq and is a predicted model, not a curated record. The transcript has 8 exons.